This is a messenger RNA of Sipha flava (yellow sugarcane aphid), 515 nucleotides long. RefSeq names its product 40S ribosomal protein S27-like. The record is from RefSeq and is a predicted model, not a curated record. Lineage: Eukaryota; Metazoa; Arthropoda; Insecta; Hemiptera; Aphididae. Gene Ontology annotation, cellular component: ribosome; cytosolic small ribosomal subunit. Gene Ontology annotation, biological process: translation; ribosomal small subunit assembly. Gene Ontology annotation, molecular function: RNA binding; structural constituent of ribosome. Bases 190 to 441 code for a protein of 83 amino acids. The transcript has 4 exons.
ACACCUGGACAUUAUCUUUUAUCAUGGUGAUACAUAUUCCACACAUUUUACUUGUGGAUUUAGAUAAAUAGAUUGUAUCUAGUUUUUUUUUGUGGAAAUUGUGUGCUCCCAUCGUAUUCACAUUCCCCGGACUCUGGGGUUGUGAGUUUCUAUUUAGAAAAUUCUAUUUUUUUUAUGUUUUGAUUUAAAAUGCCUUUAGCUAAAAGUAUACUUCAUCCAUCUGCAAAUGAUGAUUUACGGUGCCAUAAACUAAAGCGGCUUGUACCACGUCCUAAUUCAUAUUUUAUGGAUAUCAAGUGUCCUGGCUGUUACAAGAUAAAAACUGUCUUUAGUCAUGUUCAUAAAAAAGUUACAUGUGAUGGUUGUCUAAUAGUACUUUGCAGGCCUACUGGAGGCAAAGGAAAACUAUCUGAUGGAUGUUCAUACAGAAAAAAGCAUUAAGAAAUUCUUCAUUGAUUCAAAAUAAUGUUCCAAAAUAUUGAUCCGUCAAUAAAUACAAUUUUAUUUUAUUAAAA